CGGAUCUUUGCUUUUGCUACUGUCUCUUCUCCCACCUCUGUCAAUGUCUCGUCUCCUCAGACAUCUUAGAAGAACAGUGAUAUCUGCUAGAUUAUCACCUUCGUUUUCCUACCGAAACCCUAGGAUAUGUCUUCAGCCAAUUCAAAACUCUAGUUUCUUAAUUGUUCCCAAGUUUCUAAGCUCGGCAAGUUACGUGUCGGAAAUGAGGAAGUCGGCGUUCGAGGGUAACAUCCUCCGAUUAAUUCGUUCUGAGAUUCAGUCCGAGCUCGAUCACUCUCCUCCCCUUCAGCCUGAGGACAGGUUUGGUCCAUUCACGGUGGACGAGCGGCCAGGAGAGCAGUGGGUUAGCUUGAGAAGAAAAUAUGGGGACACGGAAGAUGUUAAGAUCGAAGCUACCAUGUUUGAUGGAUCAGUUCCAUCAUCAAAAUCUACAAGCAGUGACCCUGAAGAUGUUCAGCUUCACAUUACCUUCGUUGUCAACAUCUCUAAGGACGGUCAGACCUUAGAGAUCAUGUGUUCUGCUUGGCCUGAUACUAUACAGAUCUCCAAGUUCUUUGUUCGUAAAAGCAGCAAGAACUCACCUAAUGCCUAUGUUGGACCAGAAUUCGAUGAAAUGGAAGAUGAACUUCAAGACUCGGUCUAUCAAUUUUUGGAGGAAAGAGGCAUUAGCGAUGAUCUUGCUGUGUUCUUGCAUCAGUACAUGAAGAACAAAGAUAAAGCAGAGUAUAUUAGAUGGAUGGAGACUGUCAAAUCUUAUGUUGAGCAAAAAUAAAUUUCUUCUCAAUGCCACAUUCUCAAGCAUCAGAUGCUGUAUUGAUACGUACUUAAUUAUGAUUAAAUUUUCUAUCAUUAAAGUCA
Brassica oleracea var. oleracea is the source of this 858-nucleotide messenger RNA. RefSeq lists its product as uncharacterized. The transcript has 3 exons. The coding region runs from base 44 to 772 and encodes 242 amino acids. Lineage: Eukaryota; Viridiplantae; Streptophyta; Magnoliopsida; Brassicales; Brassicaceae. The record is from RefSeq and is a predicted model, not a curated record. Gene Ontology annotation, cellular component: mitochondrial matrix.